AUGCUCAACCUCCUCACUGUCCACCUCGAGUCUAACGAAUGCUAUACCCACAACAUGAUUGGCUUUCGGUCGGGGCUCUCGACUCAGGACGCCAUGAAGUUGAUCAAACACCAGGCCAUCGACUCCGGAUCCGCCGACACCAAGGCGAUUCUCGGAUUGGAUUUGGAAAAGGCUUUUGACAACAUAUCGCACGCCUUUAUUCUCAAGAGCUUGUCUCAGUUUCACGUCGGCAAGCGGGCGUACAAUUUCGUGCGCUCCUUCCUUUCCUCGAGGUCCACAAGACUGAAGAUUGACGAUUUUUUGACCCACGAAAUUACCCUUGGGCCAAAGGAAACACCUCAGGGGGCGGUGAUCUCCCCGACGCUGUUCAAUAUCUGCAUGAUCAACCUGUCGAGGGCCUUGAACAAGAUACCGAACAUUAACCAUACGAUCUAUGCGGACGACAUCGCCAUCUGGUCCCUCAGCGGAUGUGAGGGUCAGGUCGAGAGUUUCUUGGCAUAUGACGAGCGCUAUCUCCUCCCCACCCGGCUAAGGUGCUCGCCCGCUCAGUCCGAGCUCUUACUCUAUAAGAAGAGGCCCAGAGGCCGUUCUCACCGGUCCUCGGAAACCAGCAGCGGAGAGCCACUAUUACGUUAUUCACCGAUAACGGCUCCCCAGUUCCGCGGGUGGACACUAUCAGGGUCCCUAGGAAUGUUUAUCGAGUCUAACGGCGCCAAUGGAGCCGCCGUCAAACGCAUUUGUUCCAAGACCGAAAGCACCCUAGGACUGAUUCGAAGAAUCGCUAACAGGCGGCGUGGAAUCAGGGAGGACAAUCUGAUUCGGAUUAUCCACGCAUUCGUACUAUGCCACCUCGCUUAUUCGGCGAACAUGCACAACUGGCUCGUGCCGGAGCGCAACAAAAUCAAUGCCCUAAUCAGAAGAGUCUUCAAGCUGGCUCUUGGCAUUCCCGUUCGAACGCACAGGGAAGACCUCCUCAAGUUGGGAAUCCACAACACGUUCGAAGAAAUUAUCGAAGCUCAAGAGUUUUCACAGUUUGUCGACUGUCUGGCACCCCAGCGGGUAGAGCCAUACUCGGCAUGCUGGGACGCAACCCCGCGGUUGUCGGUCCUGACGCUGUGA
This is a messenger RNA of Rhipicephalus sanguineus (brown dog tick), 1119 nucleotides long. RefSeq lists its product as uncharacterized. Bases 1 to 1119 code for a protein of 372 amino acids. The record is from RefSeq and is a predicted model, not a curated record. The transcript has a single exon. NCBI's taxonomy places the organism in Eukaryota, Metazoa, Arthropoda, Arachnida, Ixodida, Ixodidae.